GGUGAUUGAGAGAGCCCGUGAGAGAGUUGCGGACAAGGUAUCGGGUCCAGUGUACGCAGGGCCAGGCCCCGGGGAAUUGUCGAUCAACAAUUGCGCAGUGGGGCUUCAGCAGAAAGUCAUGAGCGUUCUUCGUACUCUCGAUUCUGGAGUGAUCGCGCUUGAACCGGACGUAAUUCUGAACGGGUUUUGGGCAACACAACCAGACGUUCACACCGGUCGGCGUCGGGAGUUGCUUCCCGAUCUACUACACGAACACUUGUUGACAAACAACCAAAUCACUUAGGCCGACACCGUACAAGUGUAUCGCAUAUCAGGAGAAGUAGUAGACACCCCACGUGACAGUGUAACGGGUACCGACUGGCUGCGUCUCAUUGUGCGUAAACAUGCCUUGACGGGGGGUGCGGUUGAGUACACUAAUGCCGCGUUGCAGGCUAUGGUGCUUGGUACGCCCGAAUCCAUGCCCAUCGCCGCAGCCCGCGUUUUAGCAGCCUUCCGCGCCACAUUGAUGAUAGCCUUGUUCGAACGCGUCACCGAGGUACUCCUGCCGAAUCCGGUUGACAGAGCCGGGGCCAACGGGCUGCUACAUGGACGCAAACAUUCUGUCAGCACCACCCUGCAGAAGUUGCGUCAAGAGUCUCACCACCCCAUGGGGGAUCACAUGAGCCACCGAGGCACGAUGGCUGAGGGCCUGUUUCGCGAGUUUGUAGCAGUUUUGAGCGUGCGUUCCAAGCAAUACAUGACCCCGCCGACCCCCCGCACACCGAACCGCGCGGGCGGGCAGGAUCGCCUCUGUGGGGCUAACCCUACGCCUCACCACAUGUCGAUGCCCGAAUAUCGACAGCUGUUCACCGCAGAUGGCUUGGCGUCGUACAACAACUCGACGCUACCACUCGCCGCGUCGGGAGGCAGCGCGCCCCGCCGGCCGCCGCCUCCCACCGGGCUAAACUCUGUUGCCGCCGUAGCGCCGCCCGUUGCUGCCCCAGAGACCCCUUCGUCGGUUGCCGUCGCAGCGUUCCAGAACCACAAGGCCAGCACGCCCGGCCAGCACGGUGUUCCUUUCACGGCCAAAGCACCGUCAUCGACGGCCGCACCAGCGACAACGCCACCAACGGCCGCCACUACGGCCACUGCGGUGACACACCCGCCGGUGACUGCACCCCGGUCCGUGAUCCUCGAUUACCUCAUGGAACAUGGGAUCUGCUACGCCCACGUGUUCUCGGCCUGCCGUGGACAGGGCCGUUGCAGGUGGCGACACGACCUACUGCCAGCGUCAUUCUACAAGGACGUGCCACGUCCGGCGAGCCGUGGGCCUACUCACACGCGUCGCGUCGUAGCCGCGUUGACGCCCGCCCAUUACGACACGGCCGUCGCCAUGGGCCUCGAGCUUCACGUGUCGGGCAAGCAUCAGGCGGCGAUGAUGGCAGGGGACAUCCCGAUGGGACCUCGGGACGACGCCGACAUGUGAAACGAGGACCCGGGUCUCGCCAACCCGGGGCACCUUGCAUCCGCGAGGGCGGAGCACGGCGCCGGCGAUCAGCUGUGGAUACGUGGUGAGAUCGGACGAGUUGGGCGUAGACGUAAGCCGUACCCAGUGGAGAUUUUUCUUGAUACCGGGGCGGGCGGGGGCAACUACAUUUCAUUAGAGCUGUGGUGUCGCGUACGUAGCUUAGCGAGGUGCAGGUUGGACAGACGCUCGGCGAGAGCGUUGGAAGCAGCGAAUCCGUCGGAAAGUGGCGUGCCCCCGAUGCGUAUUCUAGGACAUGUCACGAUCCCAAUCCUGUUCCAAGACGACUCUCAAUUACGGUUCGUCACGGCCAGAGUAGUACCGGAUCGCCCGUACGGUAUCAUCAUCGGAGCUGAAUAUGUUCGACGCAACAAGAGCACGCUUGAUUUUGGAGAAGGCAAAGGCUUUCGACCCACGCCUGACGCGUCCUUCGUACCGUUUCUGUCGAGGCCGGUAGACCACCCUGCACAACCGUCACCGCUGUCAGCCGCACACGACCGCUUUGCUCUCUUGACAUGCGACCCGCAACGCGACACUCACCUGUCCGGCAUUACCCCGCUGCCCGAGCUGCCCAGGUAUCGUGACGUCGCGUGGGAGGAUGACAGCACUCUGGAAUGGUACCUGGUGCUAGGCUCGCGGAUGUCAUCAGGGUUCACUAGUAUCGCGAUGCAAACUGUAGCGAUGUGUCCUCGGCCACAGGACAGGCAGUUGGUGAUGGUGUUGCCCACGGAACGGUUCGAUCUAGAGAAGGGAGCCACAGUUGGGAUUGCACAUGCAGUGAUGUGGUGGACGCCGGGAACACCGGUGUACUGCAAGUUGGUAAAUCGCGAUGCUCGGGUUGUCAAAGUUACUAACGGUAGCAUUUGCGCCAGGAUGAUCGCCCUCAAUGUUCGCGACCGUGGCCGUUUCGACUCUUUGUUCAACGAUACCCCGUCUACUGUUGACCCUCCACUCCCUGACCCGGUUGUUGUGCCCACCCGUGACACGAGCGACGAGACCUCAGCGGCCUCGCCACCCACUGUACGAGCGGCCGACGCUAACAAGGGUCAGCUUGGAGCGCUACAGCAGCAAGAGUUGGUCGAGGUUCUGGCCACGUUCGUUGAGGAAGGCCUAUUAUUCCCGAUCGACCCCAAGAGAAUGGCAGCAUGCGGUGGCAGUGAGUUGGAGCUUCCUUUGAUCGACGAGUUUUGUACACCUCACGUAGCCAAAUAACGUCCAUUUUCACCCGAGGAGGGACGCAUGAUUAGGGCUGAGAUUCAACAGUUGCUGGAUCGUGCUAUCAUUCGGCCUUCCAUGUCACCCUGGGCAGCUCAAUGCUUGUGUGUUAAGAAAAACGACGGAACAGUGCGACUGUGUAUUUACUGGAGGGUGUUGAACAAGGUUCUCGUAUCCGAUAGUGGCGGGCUAGGUGAUAUGCAAACCAUAUUCGAUGGACGGAAGGGCAAGCGGUACUUCACUCAGAUCGAUCUAGCGUCAGGUUUUCAUCAAAUUGAAAUCGCCGAAAAGGAUCGCUACAAAACAGCCUUCCGUGCCGCAGACGGCAUGUUGUACGAGUUUACACGUGCGGUUUUAGGACUAACAGUUCUACCUGCCGCGUUCACGCGUCGAGUAAAGUCUGCCUUGGGAAUUAUCGAUGGCGUGUUUAGCUGAUUGGAUGACAUACUCGUCGCAAACGAAACAUGGGAAGAACACCUUGCUGCACUGGUGCUCGUUCUACCACGCCUUCGUGCUGCUGAACUGUCCGUUAGCUUUCCGAAAUACAUUUUCGGGGCUUCGUCCCAAG
Messenger RNA from Ectocarpus sp. CCAP 1310/34, 3287 nucleotides. Lineage: Eukaryota; Phaeophyceae; Ectocarpales; Ectocarpaceae. The record is from the annotation of a GenBank genome assembly.